Nerophis lumbriciformis (worm pipefish) is the source of this 2616-nucleotide messenger RNA. Lineage: Eukaryota; Metazoa; Chordata; Actinopteri; Syngnathiformes; Syngnathidae. The record is from RefSeq and is a predicted model, not a curated record.
AUGAACCACUUUGGAUAUUUGAUAUGGAUUUUCUUCUCUGCUUUGGGGAGUGUGUGGACUCUGCCUCAUGUGAUGAAGUAUCAAACAGUGAUCCCUCAGAGGCUGAAGAAUUCAUCUCACAUCACUAAUGCUGCCACCCAUCAGAAGUUCCCUGAUAUACUGCAGUACUCUGUAAUGAUUGCUGGACAAAAUUGCACUUUACACCUGGAGAGAAAUAAGGAGCUGAUUGGAGAAAACUUCUCUGUGACACAUUAUUCUGAGCAAGGUAUCGAACUAACAACACCUAAACUUGAGAAUCACUGCUACUACCACGGACACGUCGUGGGAGUUGACGACUCUGCUGCCAGCGUGGAGCUGUGCUCUGGGUUAAAGGGGAUUGUGCACCUCCAAGAUCAGACAUACUUGAUAGAACCCCUGGCCUCACAGCCAGCCAAUAGUGGGGCAGCCAUUAAAGGUGACAGUGAUGAGAGUCUUCAUGCAGUCUACAACUACAAACACCUGAGGAGGAAGAGGAGCUCCUGUUCCCAUGGAAACACAACCAUGUACUAUGAUCACGGCGCUCGUCCGUCUGGACUGUUCCAGCUCGGCAGUCUGAGAAGCAGAGGCCAGGCUAACGACAGAGCAAGAAAACCCAGAACAGUGGAGCUUGUUGUGGCGGUCGACAACACUGAGUACAAGAAGUUUGGUAAUAAAAUGGAAGCUCGAGUGCUUGAAAUAGCAAACCACGUUGACCGGCUCUAUCGUCCCGUGGGUAUCCGUGUGAUGUUGGUCGGCCUUGAUAUCUGGUCGUACAAAGAUCAAAUAGAGGUCAGCACCAAUCCAGAGCAAACGCUCAUCCGCUUUCUCGAAUGGCGCCAGCGAAAACUCCUGCCGAGGACGAAACACGACAACGCUCAAUUCAUCACAGGGUUGGAUUUCGAAGGCACCACAGUGGGUCUCGCCAACACAAAUGCAAUGUGUACCUCUAGUUCGGGAGCUGUCAACGAGGACCAUAACAUUAAUGCUAUAGGAGUGGCCUCUACUAUCGCCCACGAGAUGGGUCACAACUUGGGCUUGUCUCAUGAUACAGAAAACUGUAUCUGUGGCUCUUUGAAAACGAAAAAAGGCUGCAUUAUGGCAGAGAGUGUUGGUGCCGUGUAUCCAGAGAUGUUCAGCAGCUGCAGCUUGCAGCAGCUCUACAGGUUCUUGGACGAGAUCAACCCAGCCUGUCUUUUGGAUACCCCCUCUGCUGAUCGCAUCUACGGUGGUCCGGUGUGCGGCAAUGCCUUCUUGGAGCUUGGAGAGGAGUGUGACUGUGGAACCGUAGAGGAAUGCAAAAAUCCCUGCUGCAACGCUCAAAACUGCAAACUUAACACAGGAGCCCAAUGUGCUGAGGGGGAAUGUUGCCACAACUGUCAAUUGAAAGCGUCAGGCAGCGUCUGUCGGCCAAAGACAGGAAACUGCGACUUGGCAGAGCACUGCAGUGGACUGUCCGCCUCCUGUCCUCCCGACGCCUACGCUCAGAACGGCCUGUCGUGCAAUCGUGGGAAAGGAUACUGCUACAACGGACAGUGUCCAUCGCGACAGCAACAUUGCAAGAGACUUUGGGGACCUGAUGCUGAAGUCGCUGCAGAUGCUUGUUUCUUCCAGUAUGGAGGUUGCCGAAAGACACUGUUUAUGCACAGAUGUUUUGGCCAGGAGCAAUCAUGCGGGACACUUUUCUGCUCGGGAGGGUGGGAGUUCCCAGUAACAUCCAGGAAGUCUUUUUACAAAGUAGGAAGCGAGGAAUGUAACGAAGCGACCAUGAACCCUGAAGACAACUACCCUGCAGACCUGGGCAUGGUGCAGACUGGAACCAAGUGUGGCAACAACAUGGUAUGCUACAGCCACCGAUGCCAUGACAUUAGAAAUAUAAGAGCAUAUGGAGCCACUGACUGCUCUGCAAAAUGCAGCAACCAUGGGGUUUGUAACCAUCAAAACAAGUGUCACUGUGAUCCUGGUUGGGCUCCACCUUACUGUGAUGUGCUGGAGUCUGAAGUAACUGAAGGCAGUGGACUGGGGCUUAGUGUGUCACUGGUUGUAAGCUUGCUCAUAUUCUUGGCCCUCUUCACUGGAGGAUUCAUGUGCUGCAGCCCGAAAAUGCAACAUGCAAAGAGAUACCUCCAGUCUACCUCAGGACAGACAAAUCCUUUAUUUCAAUCAGGCAUUUCACGAGGCAGCCCUCAUCUUCACGCCACAGCAAUCAGCCAGCCAACAUUUGUGGAGUCCUCGGCCACUCAAGUUUGUAAACCGCUGUCCGUCUCCAUGGUGGUACCAUCGAAUGUGUCGUUGAAGCCCUGCAGAAUAGCUCCUGAGCCCCCCAGAAAGGAACCAACUGUGCCUCAGCCUUCAAAAAUCCAACAGGGUUUAAGACCACUCUUGCAACCACCAGCAGUGCCAAGCAAGCCGGUCUACUCUGAGGCUCGGCCUCUUGCUCCGUCCAGACCUCUACCGCCGCUUACAUCCAAACCAAUAACAAAGCCAAAACCUGUCACACCUCCAGUGAAGCCAAAGCCUGUCGUCAUCCCUUCACAGCUGCCUCACACUCAGCUGAUUGCAGGGAGAGCUGCCCUGACUCCAAUCAGUAAACCUAGAUGA